Molecule: messenger RNA, 1197 nt
Organism: Colletotrichum truncatum
Lineage: Eukaryota; Fungi; Ascomycota; Sordariomycetes; Glomerellales; Glomerellaceae
Product: retinol dehydrogenase 12
Biological process (GO): regulation of transcription by RNA polymerase II
Molecular function (GO): DNA-binding transcription activator activity, RNA polymerase II-specific; zinc ion binding
Source: RefSeq, a predicted model, not a curated record
AUGGGCAACAGAGGCAUGCGCAGAUCUCACCGAAAGUCUAGAGGCGGCUGCAGUUUCUGCAAGAGGCGAAGGAUCAAGUGCGAUGAGAAGAAACCGAACUGUACCAACUGCAUCAAAAGGUCAUUGGUAUGCAGCCUUGGAGAGACUUUUUCGCCCUCGUCCACACUUGGCAAACCUUGUCAGACCGACCAUUUUGUCGCCCCACUUCGCGAUUGUCCAGCGACAACGGGGGACGAUUGCGGCCCCGGCUUCAACAUGGACGUGCAAGACCUGAGCCUCUUCCACCAUUACUGUUUCUAUACUUCCACAACUUUUUCCCCCGACACGGUCACUCAGGGGUUCUGGAAUGUCACUGUACCUCAGCUAUCGUUCUCCUACCCGUUUCUUCUCCGAGCUAUUCUUGCAAUUGGGGGGUUGCACAUGGAUCGCGUUCAACAGAGCGCAGGAAGCCACAGCUGGCGCAAGACAAAAGCAACACAUCAUUGGAAUGCGGCCAUUCAACUCGCAACACCACAUCUGAUUGCCAUUGACGACCAAUCUUGCGAUCCUCUGUUUGUGUUUACCAUGCUUACCUGUUUGCACACAUUCGCGGAGGGACCACAAGAAAAUAACUACCUUCUCUUUACAAAUGAUACCAAUUCACAAUGGCCUAUCUUCUUUCGCGGUCUAAGGUCUGUCGCUGAUGCAUCCAUCCACCUGGGUAUGCCCUCUUCAGACAGACCGCUUGCUUUUAUGUACGGCAUUGCAAAAAUGAAUCUAGAUGAGCUGCCUCCAGAAGAACUGAAUACAUCUUGGAGCAGAGCGCUUGUGGAUCUUCGUUGUGCAACGCUGGACAGCUUGAACACAGCAAGCGUUGACAGAAUUGUGUAUGUCGAAGCCCUUCAUCGUCUCACAACAUGCUUUUCGGCCGUAUUUGGCGAUGACGACAUCAAGUGUCGCCCGAUAAGUGCUCAAACUGCGUUUGCCUGGCUAUAUCACGUCUCGGAGGAGUUCAUGCAACGUCUGCAAACCAAAGAGAACAUUGCUCUGGCGUUCUUUGCCUUUUUCGUGGUACUGCUAAAACACAUGGAUGGUGUGUGGAUGCUAGAAGGUUGGCCAGACCAUUUAAUGUCAGGCAUUUAUAAUACCAUGUCUCCCGUAACGAGGAUCUGGAUACGGUGGCCCAUGCAACAAAUAGAAUGGCAACCUUUGGCUUGA